This is a messenger RNA of Lithohypha guttulata, 1830 nucleotides long. RefSeq lists its product as uncharacterized. The record is from RefSeq and is a predicted model, not a curated record. Lineage: Eukaryota; Fungi; Ascomycota; Eurotiomycetes; Chaetothyriales; Trichomeriaceae. The transcript has 2 exons. Bases 1 to 1830 code for a protein of 609 amino acids.
AUGGGUAGAGGGAGACCGCCGAAACCAGGAACAGGCGAGGAAAGGGCCGCUGCGCGUAGGGAGCGCGUCCGAAAUAAUGUGAGAGCAUUACGAGAACGUCGCAGGAAGGAGACAGCAACGCUCAAAGCUGUCAGCGCUGACCAUUCUAGAGUUCGAUGGCUUAGUGAUUCUACCUUGCUGCAGAGCUCACCGAACAACAUAGAUGCCUCUAUUACAGAUGUUGAUGCAGUCGAGAGCUCGGAGGUAUCAUCUGCGCAAGAACUCGAUGCAGCAGCAGGGUCACUACCUUUGGCGAAUCGGUUCGCCUACCCAAAGAUCCUGCUCCCCUUCAGUAUAGACACGAAAGCCUCGUACGCUUUUGCUCUGCUUGCAACCAUGCGCCAAAGUUUUCUACCAGAUUCGAUUCACCUUCCGCCAGCCAUUGGUAACGCGAAUGUGAGGCCUUGGGAGAGCAAACAAUAUCUUUGGACACCAUGCGCUUACUGGGUGAGAAGCGCGUUCAAGAGGGCGUCGGUACAAGAAGUCAGCGUCCUCAAGACAUGCUUGCUAGCUAUAGGCGUUCUCCUGAAGAGUUUGGAAUUUCAGGACACAUCCUUGAAGGUUUUGGCAUUGGAAAUGUACCGACGUGCUUUGCAGGGCAUUCGAAAGUCGCUCGAACCCCUGCUCAAAAACAAUCUGCAAAGACCCAAAGACGCUGUAUCCCUCUACUUAUCGUGUCAUGCUGCGGCCAUGUUCGAGCUGAUGCUUAGUUCAGAUUUUAGUGCCACCAUGCGCCAUUUACGAGGUGUAAGCCAACUGGUCUGCCAUCUUGGUGAUGGAAGUGACCAAGAAGGACAAUCGAUCGCGUGGUUGCUCCUUCAAGAUUACCGUUUCGCGGAGAUGGGUCUAUGUAUGAAAUAUAGAUAUACCUCUUUCUCAAGCCUGAAACGACAACAAUUCGAGAGCAACAACCUCGGACAGGCCCGUUGCCUAAACCGACCCACUACUGAACAUGGACACGGUUCACAAAAUCUCCUUGUGAAGAUAAGUGAUUUGGCCGAUGAUAUCAGUGCCAUCAUGGUUCAGCUUGACAGCAUCAGACCUCUCAUGCAUAAACCCAACAUUCCAGACAAGAUUCAGCGACUGCUGAGAGACCUUAACCUUAUAUGGGAUAGAUUUGAGGGACUGCACGACUGUUUAAUCACUGUAUACGGAACCUUUCUCUUUAGGGAUAUAAGUGCUGAGGGGCCCGAGUCGGGCUCUAUGAGGUUCAAGACCUUCGAUAUAGGUGCUGCUUGGUGCUACAACCUGAUGACGCAGCUUCAUUGUCUCGAAACUAGCAUCGACGCUAUGCAACUCUUUCUGCAACUCGGAAAACGGUCCGACUCAGCGACAUUGUCACCCGAGAGACUAGGGACUGAGGAAGCAGACGAAGUGAACUUAGGUUUUGCUGACGGCCCUAUCACAUUGGAAAAGCUCCACGACCUGAGAAGGAUUCAGAGGGCAGUGUGCACACAAUUGACCCAAUGCUUACACUAUUUCCUACAGACUGACAAAGGCAUCAUAGGUCAAGCCUUGGCAAUAUUUCCACUGGAUGCGGUUGUGAUCAUGCUCGCAGCUGAACGCUCUAGGCUCUUCUCAGACCUCAGCGAGGCCGAAAGUGCUGGUCAGAGCAAUGAAAUGGUUUACGGGAUCAGGCAGGACAUGGCCAAAAUUGUGGACGCUGAAAGCUUUUGCCGCAAAAUGCAAGAUAGAGCAAGAGCUUUUGGCCUGCCGUCGUUUGCAGAAAUUGGCGGAAAUUUUGUGGAGAGUCUGCAUAACGACCCGAUUCUAGUAGGCUCAGUAAUCUAG